UCGGAGUAUUAUUUUGGCAGCCAUUUUGAGUUCGGACGCCUCAAUCGCCAUUACAGGUCGAAAAAAUUGAUGAUUUUUCGUAAACAACACUGAAAAUAAGGCAUGAUGAUGUCCAGCCUUCUUUUGGUGAAAAUGCAAGAAAUUGGAUAAUGGAACUUCAUUCUCCAAGAUUCAGACAAGUGGUUUAGAUACUUUUGCAAAACUGUUAUUUAUCAAAAGUGAUGUGGGUCUAAAGCAGCAAUGUGAUAUCACAAAUACUUGAAUUGGAGGGCUGUGGCAGCCUCAUUCUUUUUUUCUUGCUUUUAUGCUAAAACUGACAUCAUGGUAAAGGAAGCAGACAAAAGCAUAGAAGUGAAUUCCACUUAUCUAGAGUGGAUCUUGGAAGCUGUGCAUAAGAUUAAGCACCAAAAACAGAGACCUAAUCAAGAACGGAUAGUUAGUGCUAUUCGUCAGAAUCAUCAAGUGUCAGAAGAUUCUAUUGAGGAACAACUUGAAUUAGCUGUCAAGUGUGGUCAAAUUCUUCGUGUGAUAAGUAAUAAUGACUACACCUACAAAGACCCAGCAUUAAGCGCUACACCUAGUAGAGCAAAAGCUGUUAAUGUUGGAAAAAAACCGGAAUUAAUCAAAGCUGUGAUACAAUGUUUGAAAGAAUCAAGAGAUUCCAAAGGACUCACAAUAAAAGCUAUAGAGAAAUACAUUAUCUCCAAGAACAAUGCAAAAGGCAAUGGUGCUGCAGAACUGACAAGAAACCUUCGCAUAUUGGUGCGAAAGGGCAUUCAAAGAGGCCAGUUGGUUCAGACUGGAAAACUAAUCAAGCUGCCAAAGGGAAAAGGUCUUAUGCAGUCUGUCAGUCUGGAGGAGGCGAAUUUUGAAGUGAUUUUGCCGUUUGAGCGAAAUAAGAAACGCCAUGCACCAUUUAUUUUGUGCAGCUUCUGUUGUGAAGAUGCUGAGAAAAAUCGAGAGGGAGAAUAUGAAGAUUUGAUCUCCUGUGCAGAUUGUGGAAGCAGUGGUCAUCCUUCAUGUUUGAAGUUUUCUGAAGAACUUGCUGCAAAGGUGCGCAAAUUGCGCUGGCAGUGCAUCAACUGCAAAAAGUGUUCAUUCUGUGGAAAAUCAGGAAGAGAGGAUGACAUGCUCUUCUGUGAUUUCUGUGACCGAGGCUUCCACAUGCCAUGCUGUGAUCCUCCCAUUACAAAGCCACCUAAAGGGGACUGGAAGUGCAAUCUUUGUGAUCCAGAGCGAGGCACCAAGAAAGGAAAGGAAUUCCUGGAGGCAGCGCUUAAGUACACAGCCAAAGUUAAAAAUCAACUUCAAGCAACAUCCAAACAAAAACUCAAGAAAGCCAAGUUAUUCCAAGCUGCUAAAAGGAAGGCUGCUAACUGGAAGGGCCGAAGUAAAGGGCCAAGGAAGAAGAAAUCUGAGAGUUCUGUAAACUCAGAUGAUGACGACGGUGAUGAUGAGGAGGACAAAUCUGAGGAUGUUUUAUCCCCAAGUGAGUUUACAGCUCUAAAUGGGAGUAACUUGGAGGCUCUGAGUGUUUUACCUGAGACCAAAAACCUGGUUGAUGGUUUGUCUCGUUUCUUCACUCCAUCCAGUAAACGCUCUUCAAGGGUAUCACUCAGUGCUAUUCAGCCUCCCAUAGUUGGCUUGUCCUCUGAUGAAGAAUACGAGGAGAGGUACGCCAAGGAAGCUGUGAAAAGUAAAAGGCAGAACAAACUCUUUGUCUCAAAACAAUCUUCCCCUGUUAAGGCCCAGCAAAGCAAAUCUCAGCGGGCCGCUAGUAGACUCAUCAAACGUUCAAAAAAGUUAAAGGCCAGUGGAGUGCAAAAAAAGUCCAAAGGCCCUCCCUUAAGUGGCCAGUUACGUGGACUUUUUGAUGGCUUGUCAGAGUUUUUCAAUGCAACAGGUGAACGCAAGAGGACAUUCCCGGUGUACAAUACUAUUAAGCGCAGAAAAAGCUCCUCACAAUCUUUUCUUAACACAGACAACCAAUCUUUUUCUUAUUUACGAACAACCUAUGGAAAUUCUCAUGUGCUUGAUGGUGACGUUAAAAUCUGUGAUACUACUAGUCGUGAUAGUCUGAGUGUGUGUGUACGUGACACCAUGGGUAGCAGGCAAGGACCAGCUUCUUCACUGUCAUCUUCAUCGCGCCAGUCUUGGUGGGAGGAUGUGGAUCGACUGAUGCAAAUGACUUUGCAAGAAUUCCGACAAUAUGGGGCCAAAUCCUCAGCAGUUCGCCAUAGAUCUUGGGCCACAAGAGGGCGCAGGACAUUCUUUGGUCGAGGAGGACGUGGCAGAAGCAGGGGCUUCAACCAGAUAUUCCGGGGUACUGUUCGUACUAAAGCAGGCAUGGUUUUGCCAUCAUACGUGACAGAAGAUGAUAUUGCUCUCUUCAAAGAAGCUCAGGAAAAAACUCAAACGGACCUGUUCCAGGGUUUGCCACCUGUUGAACCCAGAACUAGUCUCCCUACUGCUGCACAGCUCCUAGAGGAAAACAAAGAAGGAAAAGCUGAUGCACCUAGGUAUCCUCCAUGUAUAGAACUGGGUCGGUACGAGAUACAGACCUGGUACUCAUCUCCUUAUCCUCAGGAAUAUGCCAGCCUGCCUAAGUUGUACAUAUGUGAAUACUGUCUAAAAUACAUGAAAACAAGCAGUAGUCUCCAGCGGCAUUUUGAGAAAUGUGAACUUCGCCACCCACCUGCUGAUGAGAUUUACCGAAGUGGAAAUAUGUCGGUCUUUGAAGUUGAUGGUCAGAUCAGCAAGUUGUAUUGCCAAAAUUUGUGUUUGCUGGCAAAACUCUUCCUGGAUCACAAGACUCUUUAUUAUGAUGUGGAGCCUUUCUUAUUCUAUGUGUUAACUCUCAACGAUCAGUAUGGAAGUCAUGUUGUGGGGUAUUUUUCAAAGGAAAAGCAUUGCCAGCAGAAGUAUAAUGUCUCGUGUAUCAUGACCAUGCCUCAGUAUAUGCGAAAAGGAUAUGGGAGACUUCUCAUCGAUUUCAGUUACCUUUUGACCAGGAAAGAGGAGUGCACUGGAUCGCCUGAAAAGCCGCUUUCAGCUCUGGGUGCUAUCAGCUACAAAGCGUACUGGCGCAGUGUGGUACUGGAACAGCUCAGUGCUGUAUCGGACAAGACUGUGACAAUCAAAUCCAUCAGUGAGAAGACUGGUCUGUGCCCACUUGAUAUUCUACAAGCUCUUAAAGACCUCAGUUUCUUGAAGCAACAUGUGGACAAGUAUGUAUACAUUACUUUCUGUGUUAAGAGGGUAAAUAAUAUGUAUGGCAAAAGUAAUAAUUAUAAUAAGUAUGUAAAUUUCAGUGCUUCCAAACUUUUUCAGAAGUACAAACGUCCUUAAAGUCCUAUAUUUGCCUUGCGGUCUCAUCAUACCAACUUUGUCUAUAAAAAUGUGUUAUAUUAUAGACUAACAGGUAUGUCAUAACAAAGGAUCCAUUCUUGCGUAUGGCGGAAAAGACACAUGCAAUGCUGGCAUCUACUUCAAAUGGCCUAUUUUGGCAAUUUUUCAAAAUGAAUGCACAGUAUUGAAUAUCGUAUCAAAAUUAAGCUCAAACCCUGUAGAUUUCAGAAAUGUUUAUCUCAUGGGCAACAGCUGUCUCGUUAUGUAAUAAAAGGCGUGUAAUCACAGGUACCCAGGUGUAAACGUUUAAUUAACAUAAGUUCAAUUUACUCACUUAAAAGUGAUUUCAAUUGCUUAUCUCUGCAAGAAUGUCUUCCAAACUGAAAGCAGGACCCAUCCUGAUAUACUCAGAGCAUAUAUCAGCAAAAACAAGCAGAAAAUUCGAGAAUUUAUGAAAAGAGGAGACAAUUAAAUGAAGCCGACCAAUGCACGGUUUACACAAAUAUAUUUAUUACACCAAUUAAUGAGUAGACAUGAGAAAAAAAA
Aplysia californica (California sea hare) is the source of this 3894-nucleotide messenger RNA. RefSeq names its product histone acetyltransferase KAT6B. Lineage: Eukaryota; Metazoa; Mollusca; Gastropoda; Aplysiida; Aplysiidae. Gene Ontology annotation, biological process: nucleosome assembly; regulation of DNA-templated transcription. The transcript has 14 exons. Gene Ontology annotation, molecular function: DNA binding; histone acetyltransferase activity. Bases 322 to 3348 code for a protein of 1008 amino acids. The record is from RefSeq and is a predicted model, not a curated record. Gene Ontology annotation, cellular component: nucleosome.